AUGGCACCAACGGCACCGCCCAUGAUCAUGACCACUCAUCGUGUCGAGAAGUCUGAGCGCGUUUCCGUGCAUGCACAAGCUACUGAAGAUAAUAUGACUGAAGCUCGAUCAAAGAAACCGACAAAACCGAGAAAAAAAGAAGCAUUCAACUGGCUCGCUCGAUCAAUUCGAUGUGACGCAACAAGAGAAAACUAUCGAUAUGGAACGAGGCGUACACGUGUCUCAUCAUCCGCUGCGCCCGUCACUCACUCAAACGUCGCCCGACAAAAUCACGCCCACGCCGAA
This is a messenger RNA of Mesorhabditis belari, 285 nucleotides long. NCBI's taxonomy places the organism in Eukaryota, Metazoa, Nematoda, Chromadorea, Rhabditida, Rhabditidae. The record is from the annotation of a GenBank genome assembly.